This is a messenger RNA of Echinops telfairi (small Madagascar hedgehog), 2350 nucleotides long. It is a transcript of the gene CAPZA1, whose product is annotated as capping actin protein of muscle Z-line subunit alpha 1. Bases 11 to 871 code for a protein of 286 amino acids. The transcript is spliced from 10 exons. Gene Ontology annotation, molecular function: actin filament binding. NCBI's taxonomy places the organism in Eukaryota, Metazoa, Chordata, Mammalia, Afrosoricida, Tenrecidae. Gene Ontology annotation, biological process: barbed-end actin filament capping; actin cytoskeleton organization. The record is from RefSeq and is a predicted model, not a curated record. Gene Ontology annotation, cellular component: actin cortical patch; F-actin capping protein complex.
GCAGCCCAAGAUGGCCGACUUCGAGGAUCGGGUGUCGGAUGAGGAGAAGGUACGCAUAGCUGCUAAAUUCAUCACUCAUGCACCUCCUGGAGAAUUUAAUGAAGUGUUUAAUGAUGUCCGACUUCUACUUAAUAAUGACAAUCUCCUCAGGGAAGGGGCAGCACAUGCAUUUGCCCAGUAUAACAUGGAUCAGUUCACACCCGUGAAGAUAGAAGGAUUUGAAGAUCAGGUCUUAAUUACAGAACAUGGUGACCUGGGUAACAGCAGAUUUUUAGAUCCAAGAAACAAAAUUUCCUUUAAAUUUGAUCACUUACGGAAAGAAGCAAGUGACCCCCACUCAGAGGAGGUAGAUGGAAGCCUGAAGUCUUGGAGAGACUCCUGUGACAGUGCCCUGAGGGCCUACGUGAAAGAUCAUUAUUCCAGCGGCUUCAGUACUGUUUAUGCUAAAACUAUAGAUGGACAACAGACAAUUAUUGCAUGUAUUGAAAGCCACCAGUUUCAACCUAAAAACUUCUGGAAUGGUCGUUGGAGAUCAGAAUGGAAGUUCACCAUCACACCACCUACAGCCCAGGUGGUUGGAGUGCUUAAGAUUCAGGUUCACUAUUAUGAAGAUGGCAAUGUUCAGUUGGUUAGUCACAAAGAUGUACAGGAUUCAGUAACUGUUUCGAAUGAAGUCCAAACUGCCAAGGAGUUUAUUAAAAUCAUAGAGCAUGCAGAGAACGAGUAUCAGACGGCAAUUAGCGAAAACUAUCAAACCAUGUCAGACACCACAUUCAAGGCCUUGCGCCGGCAGCUUCCGGUUACUCGCACCAAAAUCGACUGGAACAAGAUACUCAGUUACAAGAUUGGCAAAGAAAUGCAGAAUGCUUAAAGGCUGAAUGUAAGAUUCUUCAGUGUGGCGGGGUGGGAAAAGGGAUUCAACAUGUGAUCAUAUGAUAAAUAGGUGGUUUAUAAACAAGAGUGAUAUUUUACUAGGGCUUUCAAAGUAAACAGGUUUUCUAGCCUCAUGGAUACUGUUGAACCUAUACCAUUGUCUGAAUUAUUUUAUGUUCUGUACUUUGUAAUAUUUUGUUGUCACUAUAUCUACUUGUUUUUUAUUUUGUUUUGUUUUUUAAUUCUGCCACACUUCAUGUUAGAGAGAUAUCUAUCUUGGAGUCAUUUUACUGUUUAGAAAAUUGUCCAAGUAUAUGUUCCGUACUUUUUUACCCCUGUUCUUCAAAGAACUUCUGGCAACUUCAGUGGCUUUUUACUGCUAAACCAACAGCUAAAGAAGUGAUGCUAAAAACUUUAGCUAAGUAGCAGACACAUUGAUCAUUCUCCCUCCAAUUGCUUUAAUCAUCCUAUAUGGUGUUUCAUCACUGGAUAGAUUUCAGAUUUUUGGAUUGAGGAUUUUCACAUCGUUUGAGGGUCAGGGGGCACAGAGGAAGUUUUCUGGAAAUUCCAUUAUAGCCAGCUUCUCUAGGGAAGUUGUUUUUAAAUCCAAAGACUUGAACCACAUUCCCUGCACAUGUACAUGUUUGCUUUCUUUUUUCUUAUUUCCCUCAGUGUCUCCAUUUCCAUGUAGCACCCUUGUAGUUACAGACAUCUGCAUUUUUAGAAGUUACUCAUUUGUUUAUAUUCAAGAACUGCUGAUAUACUGUGGAUAUAGUAGAGUAUAUAUAUAUACUAAAACUUGAAAAAUGCAGAUGUCGAAGGAAUAAUAAGUAUAUCGUAUUUUAAUUCUUUGUGGCAGGAUUAUUGUAUAAGCAAAUGAAUCAAACAACGAUGUAAAUCACAAAUGAAAACUGAAAAUGAACCAAAGGAAGAAGGAUCGCUUCCAGGCAGUAUCUUUCUAUUGUAGCCUGUUAUUUAAGGAAAUACUAGUGAUUUGUUCUAAAUAGGUUGUAAAACACGUUCCACAAUUUCCUUCUUCAGUCCUGCCUGCCAAAAACUCAAAUGUAACUGUGAUAUAGCAACCCUUCCCAGGUCCAUUGGCAGGUGUGUGUUUGAUCUCUGAAUGCACAGGUGACAUGGAUAUGAUAUGACAACUGGUAAUGGAUUCAUUUACAUUGUUUACAUUUCUAUGACCAGGCCUUAAGGGAAGGUCAGUUUUUUUUAAACUUAAGUAAUGUCUUCCUACCUAUCUCCAAAUGUCAACAAAGAAGGGUGUUUGUGCUUCAAUUUUUUUUUUUUGCUCAGUAAUAUAGUCAAGCAAGAGUGUUUCCAAGUGACCUGUUGAGCUAUGUAAAACAUUUUUGUUUAUUUCAAAUAAAAUAUAUUUGUAUUAUUUGUCAUUCAUAACUAUCCACCCAUACCACAUUAUCCGCUGUAACAGGUAGACCAAUACAAAUAUACCUGUUUUGUUCUAAAA